UGGAGCCCAAGGUGACCGUGUACCCCACCAAGACCCAGGCCCUGCAGCACCACAGCCUCCUGGUGUGCUCUGUGAGUGGCUUCUACCCCGGCCACAUCGAAGUCAGGUGGUUCCGGAACGGCCAGGAGCAGGAGGACGGGGUGGUGUCCACAGGCCUGAUCCGGAACGGGGACUGGACCUUCCAGACCCUGGUCAUGCUGGAAACAGUUCCUCGGAGCGGAGAGGUUUACGUCUGCCGGGUGGAGCACCCGAGCUGGAGCAGCCCCGUCACCGUGGAGUGGAGUGAGUGGGAAGCCGGACCUUCUGAGCUCCUGUCCUGCACACAGGGGCUCUUCCCUUAUCCCCGAGGGAGACUCUUGAUGAAUAAGGAAGGGCACUGA
This is a messenger RNA of Fukomys damarensis (Damara mole-rat), 380 nucleotides long. Its product is annotated as DLA class II histocompatibility antigen, DR-1 beta chain-like. Gene Ontology annotation, biological process: antigen processing and presentation of exogenous peptide antigen via MHC class II; immunoglobulin production involved in immunoglobulin-mediated immune response; positive regulation of T cell activation. NCBI's taxonomy places the organism in Eukaryota, Metazoa, Chordata, Mammalia, Rodentia, Bathyergidae. The annotation marks the transcript as partial. Gene Ontology annotation, molecular function: MHC class II protein complex binding. Gene Ontology annotation, cellular component: MHC class II protein complex; lysosomal membrane; late endosome membrane. The record is from RefSeq and is a predicted model, not a curated record. The transcript is spliced from 2 exons.